Messenger RNA from Cetraspora pellucida, 1068 nucleotides. The record is from the annotation of a GenBank genome assembly. NCBI's taxonomy places the organism in Eukaryota, Fungi, Glomeromycota, Glomeromycetes, Diversisporales, Gigasporaceae.
AGAGUGUUCACACUAUAAAAAAGACAAAAAAACCUGAAGAGUUUGGUAUUAAUAAAACAGAUUACUUUAAAACAUGCAUAUUAUGUCGUCAAAAACUUGAUUUACCUUCAGCAAAAAAUUUACAAACCAAUAAUAAUCCAAAUAAUAAUGAGUAUGUUGAGCAUGAAAUUCUAUUAGAUGAUACUGUUGAUUUAGAUAAUUUAGAAGAUUAUAUUUUGACUAAACUUGAGGCAUGUGAAAAUAAUUUAGAUGGAAUUGAAAUCAAUAUUCAUGUUGUUUUACCAAGUGAGAAAUUUAAUAAUAAUGAAAUGGACCUUAUUUUUCAAGAAGUUAUUAAAAUUAUUCAAGCUGCUGAUGGAUAUAAAUGGAAUUAUCUACGUCAAUACAAUAAUCAAGAACGAUUUACAUGUCAAGGUUUAGUAAGAAUUAUUUUUAACCUAGAAAAAAUGAUUGUGCAUCUUUAUAUACGUCAUUAUGAGCUUCACUUACACCCAACUAUAAAAGAAAAUGUUGAUAAAAAAGUGAUUGAAUUUAUUAAAAAUAAUAUUCAUCUUACUUCAAGACAACUUUGGGAACAGCUACAGUAUCAAUCACAUACACUAACACAAAAACAAGUCCAUUUCUGGUGGACUACAUUUUAUCAAAAACUUUACCUUUGUGAUGAUGAUCAGUUUAUUUCAACAACUUAUUUGCUACAAGAAGAUAAAAAUUAUUUAUUAUUAUAUAGUAAUCAAGAAAAUGGAAUUUUUGAAAUUGCAUUUACUACUCCAUUUUUACGAUUAUUACAUAAUAAAUAUGAAGAAAUAGCCAUGGAUGCUACAUACAAAACAAAUAAAGCUGGAUUUGAACUUUAUGUAGUUAUGGCGAAUAUAGAAGACGUUGGUUACCCAUUGUCAUAUUUAAUGUUAAAUUCAUUAACAUCUAUGACAAAUAAACGUGGUAAUUCAAUUAAACUUACAUCUAUACAUCGAUAUACAAGAUAUCUAUUUGUUUAUAUCGAGCAUGUUAAUACUAAACUAUUAGAUUCUUCAACUAUUGAAUUAGAUAUUAGUUCAAAUUCUGACAAUA